Molecule: messenger RNA, 1956 nt
Organism: Knipowitschia caucasica
Lineage: Eukaryota; Metazoa; Chordata; Actinopteri; Gobiiformes; Gobiidae
Source: the annotation of a GenBank genome assembly
AUGGUGAGCAAGCUGUCUGCCUUCGGAAAGACUCUUCUCCGCCGGCGCAAGUUGGACUGUUCCGGAGAGGAGACCCGCUUCGCCCGAUGCCUGUCCACGUUAGACCUCAUCGCUCUGGGGGUGGGCGCGACGCUAGGGGCCGGGGUGUACGUCCUGGCCGGGGAAGUGGCCCGGGAGAAGGCGGGGCCGGCCAUCGUCCUGUGCUUUCUCAUCGCGGCGCUCUCGUCCAUGCUGGCCGGACUGUGUUACGCAGAGUUCGGAGCGCGGGUCCCCAAAACGGGCUCGGCGUACAUGUACAGCUACGUCACGGUGGGAGAAAUAUGGGCCUUUAUCACGGGUUGGAACCUCAUCCUGUCAUAUGUCAUAGGGACGGCGAGUGUGGCGCGGGCCUGGAGCUCCACCUUUGAUAACCUGGUGGAGCAGAAGAUCUCUGGCUUCUUCAGAGCCUCGAUGGCCAUGGAAGUCCCGGGUAAAGUGCUCGCAGAGUACCCAGACCUGUUCGCCCUCAUCCUGGUGCUGCUGCUGUCAGGCCUCCUGGCGUUCGGCGUGAGCGAGUCGGCGCUGGUGAAUAAGAUCUUCACGGGGAUCAACCUGGUGGUGCUGGGAUUCGUCAUCAUCUCUGGCUUCGUGAAGGGGAAUCCGGAAAACUGGAGGCUCACCGUGGACGACUACAUCUCCUUCAGGAACGCCACCAACACCAGCAGCGCCACCAAAGUUGAGGAGGAGUUCGGUGUGGGCGGCUUCGCUCCGUUCGGCAUUAGUGGAGUCCUCUCUGGAGCCGCCACCUGCUUCUACGCCUUUGUGGGCUUCGACUGCAUCGCAACAACAAGCGAAGAGGCCAAGAACCCCAUGCGCUCCAUUCCCAUCGGCAUCGUGGCUUCUCUGCUCAUCUGCUUCAUCGCGUACUUCGGAGUCUCGGCCGCUCUCACGCUCAUGAUGCCGUACUUCCAGCUGAACAAGCAGAGUCCGCUCCCAGAGGCCUUCUCCUACGUGGGCUGGGCCCCUGCGCGCUACAUUGUGGCCGUGGGCUCCCUCUGCGCUCUGUCCACCAGUCUGUUGGGUUCCAUGUUCCCGAUGCCCCGUGUGAUCUACGCCAUGGCGGAGGACGGGCUUCUGUUUCGCUCUCUGUCCCGAAUGAACCCACGCACCAAGACCCCCCUGCUGGCCACUAUUGCGUCUGGAGUCGUCGCUGCUUUGAUGGCCUUCCUGUUCGACCUGGCCGCUCUGGUGGACCUCAUGUCUAUCGGGACUCUUCUGGCUUAUUCUCUGGUUGCGAUCUGUGUCCUUAUCCUCAGGUACCAGCCGGGCUCCCUGAACUCCCCCAGUCAGAUGGAGAAGCUGGUGGAGAUGGUGGGAGGGGAGAAGGUGGCGGUGAGCGGAGGCGACAGCAGCGACGAGUACGGCACCGACGAGGCCGACGAGAGGCCGCUCAAAGAAUCCUUCACCCUCAGACUCUUGUUCGUGCCCAGCUCCAAAAACCCCACACACAUUUCCGGAAACAUCGUCUACUGCACCACCGCCAUCAUCUCCGUUUUUAUCACAGUCCUGUGCGUGCUGCUGGCUAAUUUCCUGGACAAGUUGAUGACCGCUUCUCCCGAUGUGUUGGUGCCCGUCAUCAUUCUGGCGCUGCUCUGCGUGAUCUGCUUCAUCAUCAUCUGCCGACAGCCGCAAAGCAAAGAGGCCCUCACUUUCAAGGUGCCGCUCCUCCCCAGCCUCCCUCUGUUCAGCGUCUUUGUAAACAUCUACCUGAUGAUGCAGCUCGACAUGGGCACGUGGCUGCGGUUCGCUGUUUGGAUGGCUAUUGGUUUCGCCAUCUACUUCUUCUACGGCAUCAAAAACAGCAACGAGUCGGCGAGCGGGAAAUCUCCGCGCAAAUACGAACCGGCCCAAACCAAAGCUCCCAUCUACACCGGGGCUCCAGACGACAGCGACGUGGAGGGCAACAACACCGCGUGA